CCUCGGUGAAGCGCUCCUCCAGCAGCCUGGCAGCAUGGCGGCCGUGGAGACACGGGUAUGCGAGACGGACGGCUGCAGCAGCGAGGCCAAGCUCCAGUGUCCCACCUGCCUCAAACUGGGCAUCCAGGGCUCAUACUUCUGCUCUCAGGAAUGUUUUAAAGGAAGUUGGGCUACUCACAAAUUACUACAUAAGAAAGCAAAAGAUGAAAAGGCAAAGCGAGAAGUGUCUUCCUGGACUCUAGAAGGUGAUAUUAACACUGACCCAUGGGCAGGUUAUCGAUAUACUGGGAAACUCCGACCACAUUAUCCACUGAUGCCAACAAGGCCAGUGCCAAGUUAUAUCCAAAGGCCAGAUUAUGCUGAUCACCCUCUAGGAAUGUCUGAAUCUGAACAGGCUCUUAAAGGUACUUCUCAAAUUAAAUUACUCUCAUCUGAAGAUAUAGAAGGGAUGCGACUUGUAUGUAGGCUUGCUAGAGAAGUGCUCGACAUUGCCGCUGGGAUGAUUAAACCAGGUGUAACUACUGAAGAAAUAGAUCAUGCUGUACACUUAGCAUGUAUUGCCAGAAAUUGCUAUCCUUCUCCCUUGAAUUAUUAUAAUUUCCCAAAGUCUUGUUGUACUUCAGUGAAUGAAGUAAUCUGCCAUGGAAUUCCAGACAGACGGCCCUUGCAAGAAGGUGAUAUUGUUAAUGUGGACAUCACGCUUUAUCGCAAUGGUUAUCACGGGGACCUGAACGAGACAUUUUUUGUUGGAGAUGUGGAUGAGGGAGCACGGAAACUCGUCCAGACCACGUAUGAGUGCCUGAUGCAAGCCAUUGAUGCAGUGAAACCUGGCGUUCGAUACAGAGAAUUGGGAAACAUUAUUCAGAAGCAUGCCCAAGCAAGUGGCUUUUCAGUUGUUCGAAGUUAUUGUGGGCAUGGAAUCCACAAGCUUUUCCAUACAGCCCCCAAUGUACCCCACUAUGCCAAAAAUAAAGCAGUUGGAGUGAUGAAGGCUGGCCAUGUAUUUACAAUUGAGCCAAUGAUUUGUGAAGGCGGAUGGCAGGAUGAAACCUGGCCAGAUGGCUGGACUGCAGUGACGAGAGAUGGGAAGCGGUCUGCUCAGUUCGAGCACACCCUGCUGGUCACGGACGCUGGCUGUGAAAUCCUAACUCGACGGCUCGAGAGUGCGCGGCCUCAUUUCAUGUCCCAAUUUUAAUUUCUUCCGAGAUGGCACAUCUCACUAAUGCCUUCUGGCUGUACUUGUGCAUUUUAUUGAGAGUACAGAAUGGAAGAUGAAAUUUUUUAUUACUUGUUUUGUUUUUGACUGUAGAUAAGGAAAGACUACAGCAUUUGACGUGUGUCCUCACGAACUUGUCUUGGGUCUGAAAAAGCCGAGAAGAAUAAAGGAAAUAUUUCUCAACUCCUUUGAGUGCUCCCCUGUCCCCCGCAAGAAUCUCUGUGCCCCUGUUUUCUCAUUCGCCUUUGAGCACUUUUUACUUAAACCUGCUUCUAGUUGAUUUUAUCACUGCCACAACUGGGCCAUCGAGAGCCAGCUGCUUUCCAAAUGAAUGUUGAAGAUGGGAAUCCUUGAAACUUUAGCAACAUAAGUUGCUUCAGCUUUUUUUAUUAUAUAUGUAUGGAAAUAUAUAUGUAUACAUUUUAAAUUCCAUAUAUAUAAUUACUGAACACUAUGUGACCUGGAGUUUGUGUUGAUUCUGCUCUGACAGGGUUAUAUGCUGUCGUAAAUGGACCCAUAGUUUGCAGUGACUGAAUUCCCAGUUGGGAAUUGGCCUCCCUCUUCCCCCAUGCUAAUUAUUUACUCGUGUAAUUGUGUGUAAGGAAGCACUCAGGUCAGUGAGACUUUCUCUUCAGUGUGGACUCUGUAUCAGCGAAUGGAUGUGGAAAAAAUUCACUUUGAAAAAAGGUUAUUAGGUUUUUAAAAAUCUAGUUUAUGACAAAAAUAGCCAUGCUCCAAGUGGUAGCUGGCUGUUUCAGAGCAUGAGAAUUUUGUAUUACAUUGCUGUUUCAUACCUAUUUGGUCGAAAUGGGAGGGAAAACGUUCCCUUUCUCCUCUCUUUUAUUUCCAGGGCAUACCUUGGAGAUAUUCAGAGAGGGGUGGAGGUUGCACUAUAGAAGUUGAUGGGGAAAGCCAGUUCUGAAAUCUCUCCAGCAGUGAGCAGAGUAAGUCAAGUGGGCUGUUAGAUCCUAACAUUUAGCAAACCUGGUCGUGAUAAGAAAGGAACCUCUCUGAAGACCGAACUGUUCCCUCGUGGCAGGGAUGCAGCUCUCCUUGGUGUGCUGAAAGCACGUUUCACCUUUACAUCGCUGGGAACCUCAUCAGAAAUGAACUUAGGUGCCCAAUCUCUGUUCCUUUCAGUAGUUCAAUUCAAAUGAGAGUGGAUCCAAUGAAGACAGAUCAAAGUCAUUGUCAUUAGGCUGUACUUGAUUACUGAGUAUCUGGUAAGUUUCUUGUAAGAUAAUUUGAUACCACUGACAUAUUAUACUUGUACGAGAACAUCUUUCCCAGAGUGCCUCAGACCUUUAUUGCUUUAAAAGAAUUAUGAUAAUGUUUUCAUUACUUGUAUUAUUUUAAUGAUUUAGUAAAGUGACCGAAUCUGGUAUACACUUUCGGGGGUAUGUGUGUGAAAUUUUUUAUCAAACUGUAAUAUUUGUGAAUGGAAUGCCUUGCAAUAUCAAUGUUAAUAUAAUGUAUAAAGGGAGAUUAAAAAGUUUGAUUAUCCCACCA
This is a messenger RNA of Pteropus alecto (black flying fox), 2725 nucleotides long. RefSeq names its product methionyl aminopeptidase 1 (gene METAP1). Lineage: Eukaryota; Metazoa; Chordata; Mammalia; Chiroptera; Pteropodidae. Gene Ontology annotation, molecular function: metalloaminopeptidase activity. Gene Ontology annotation, biological process: proteolysis. The record is from RefSeq and is a predicted model, not a curated record. The transcript has 11 exons. The coding region runs from base 35 to 1195 and encodes 386 amino acids.